AUGAACCCCAUAGCUAUUGAUGAAGACAGAGCUCGGUGGGAGAAGAAUGUCAGCUUCUGCACCCAAACAGUCGACAUGGAAGACGGACACCGCCUCGACCUUACUAUUAGGAUUAAUAGCAAACACUUUAUUGUUACAGUCUUGCCUACCCCUUCCCCGGACGACCCUAUAACACCGCUGAUAUCUCGGUAUAACAAAUCGUUUAUGGAUAACGACGAGGAGCUACAGAAGGCCCAAGAUGAAAUCGAGGAUAUAAUCUACGAAGCCGGAUGGCGCAAGUUUGCUCUCUUGGCGCCUGGAAUCGAAAGAGGAUCUUCAACCCCACCCAUCUCGCUACUUUCUACCCUGAAUCCAGAAACCUUUCUAUUUUCGUCUGGUGGUGGAUCGCGCGAAUGCCCAUCCAACCUACCUAGAUAUUCAGCCCGGGACAUCACGAUCACCGAGAAACUUAUGGGUACUGGAUUCAUCGCGAGAGUCUCUGCCAAAGGGCAGGAUAUGUGCUGCAAGGUGCUGGCCCCUCGUCAAGUCAAGGCGGUGCAGCGUGAAUACGAGUGUUUGAAGAAGAUCGCGGACUCUCAAUACGCCUAUUCCAUCAGCGCACCUAGAUUGAUCGGUUUCGUCGUCGACGAUGACGAUGAUGAGGGGGCGGGUAUUGGGAUUUUGGAAGAGUACAUUCCGCACGUCAUGACUUUGGGACGGUUUCUGAAAAAUAAAAAUACUGAAAUUGUUGCUAUCGAGCGCAGGAGAAAGUGGGCAGAGCAGAUUCAGCGUAACAUUUUGUUGCUGCAUGGGAUUGGCGUGGUGUGGGGUGAUGGGAAGCCAGAGAAUGUUCUGAUUCAUAGUGAGACGGAUGAUUGUUAUUUGGUUGAUUUUGGGGGCAGUUGGACAGAUGGGUGGGUUGAUGCUGAGUUGAGGGAGACGGAGGCUGGUGAUGAACAAGCUCUAACAAGGAUUUUGGGUUUCUUAGGCCAAUCAGGGCUACUUGGGGUGGUCAGCGAAUUUUGUUCAGUCUACCAAGUGAAAUCCGUCGAGACAGAUACACUUUUCCACUCCUCCAAUGACCUCUUCUGUAAAUCCAAUGUACCCUUAACCAGCCCCGCAGCAUCAGCUCCUAACACUAAUCUAGCAGGCAGCUCCUUCUCCUUAAAAGCCUCCUCCCCCGUUAAAGCUGAUGGUGCCAUGUUUCUAGGCGCGCAUGUAGGGGAGAAUGGCGCGGGUGUCUGCAACUACUGCAAUUACUGA
This is a messenger RNA of Lachnellula hyalina, 1242 nucleotides long. RefSeq lists its product as uncharacterized. The transcript has 4 exons. The coding region runs from base 1 to 1242 and encodes 413 amino acids. The record is from RefSeq and is a predicted model, not a curated record. Gene Ontology annotation, molecular function: protein kinase activity; ATP binding. Lineage: Eukaryota; Fungi; Ascomycota; Leotiomycetes; Helotiales; Lachnaceae. Gene Ontology annotation, biological process: protein phosphorylation.